This is a messenger RNA of Rangifer tarandus platyrhynchus (Svalbard reindeer), 426 nucleotides long. The record is from the annotation of a GenBank genome assembly. NCBI's taxonomy places the organism in Eukaryota, Metazoa, Chordata, Mammalia, Artiodactyla, Cervidae.
AUGGUCCUGCAGUUCCACUUGUGGGUAUACCUCCCAAGAGAGAUUUGUAUAGCAUGUUCACAGCAGCUCAAAGUAGGGAGCACCUCCACAUCAGCAGGUGAUGAAGAAGCAGAAUGUGGAGGACAGGUACGCCAAGGGAGGGAAAGCCUAAGCCAUGCUACAACGUGGAUGAGACAGGUACUAAAAGAUUCCAGUUAUGCAGCGUGUCUUCAGCAGUCCGAUCCAGAGAAACAAACUAAAACCCCCAAGUGCAAGGCUGGUUCAGCCAACAAGUCAACAUGUGACCACCUCUGUGGAUGCAGAAAGGGAACUCAACAAAACCCAACACCCUUUCAUGUAAAACACCCCCAAGAAGAUGAGGGUGGAAGGAAGCACCUCACCCUGAGGCACCCAGAGAUGCCCAGCUCGCAGCACACCCACAGGUGA